AUUCAAGUUUUCAAGUUCACAAGUGCUUCUGUACUACACACACAAUCCCAGCUGUGCCAACCAAAACAAGAGCGGGGGAAAAAAUAGCCACGCUGAUAUUUUUCGCGGAGGAGUUGAUUGUCCUUGGAGUCAAUAUGAACACCCAGUGGAUUGGAUAGCUACAAGAGGAUAAAGCUGGCAUCCAAAGUGGAGUUUGUUUUGACUGUGUUGCCUCUUCACAAACUGUACUCCCUUCCGGAAACACUAGUAUUAUGUUUAUCAUAUGUUUAUCAUGGACUUUCAAUUGUGGAUGCUUUAGUUUACACCUUUUGGAAUUCGCAAAGUGAAAUCAAAACAUCUGAUCCAGGAAGCCUAGAAAAUGUUGAACAGUUGAAGUCUGUCUGGGGUAUUUUAACCCAAAUACCACUGGGAGUUGGUCUUAAAAUGGGAGGGUACUCCUGCCUGGCUUAAUUACCCAGUGCCCGAGGGUGAGUGGCUGGUGUGUGCCUUGUCAGAGACUCCCACUUUGAACAAAGACUGGAGAACAAAGACAUGCCCUUGUGGGUAAUAUACCCCAAGCCUGACUGCAAGUGUGUCAUAAAUAAACAUACGGUGUGUGUUCCAGUCGGGGAUCAGACUGGUGAAUGUGAGCGGCUGUGGGUAUACUGUAUAGCUGUAUGGAUUUAGAAGCAGGCUGGAUAUGUGUGCAAGAAUCUAGAGUGUUUAUUACAUACAGGGUGAUCUCGUACUCUGGUUUGAACAUCAGGAUUGAUCAGCUUCUGAGAAGUCAUCGGGUAUCUAUGAGAGAGUCGAUGAGACCGGUUUUUCCUGAGGUCAUGCUCGGGGUCAGUCAUUGAACCCUCUCAGUCUGCAACUACUAACUACUAGUAACUACACCAUUACCAAUCAAAGUGCAUCAUGUGUAGCAUGGCAUUAGUCAACCACUCACCCUGUGUACAAACCAAGCAGUGGAGGCUCACAACCUAGAGCAGAGAACGCAAUACAUUUUAAAAACAGCAGAUGUUCAACCAAUCUUCAAAAUCAUCUUUGGACUUUACUUUUUUAAUAACCCUUGACUGAUUUGUAAAGUUUUCUGUUGAGAAUCUUCAUCAAAAUCUGUACCAAUGCGUAAAGCUCAACGCCCAAACUCUACAGUGAGCUCAUCGGAUUUAUAUAUAUAGGCGCAUAAUUUGUUCAGGAGAAAGUGGUUUCACGUGGAUUGUUCCGCCCUAUAGAUGGCAUCCCUAACCAAAAUUGGAUCCGAAGUAGGAUUUAUUGGUCGACGCUGCUUCAUGAUGCCAAAGUGUUCCAUAAAUUAAUGCCUAUGUGACUGCUACGAGCGUAAUUACCUGGGGAGUUGACAAAUUUGAUAACAGACACUCCGCGUGUAGGAUUAAUAAUUCGCAGGGUGGCUUGAGGGAUGUUUGUGUUGAUCGGUAACACAUGGUUGAAUAUCUAGUCACUGGACGUGAAAAGUAUGUAAUGCCGACGCGGUCUCACUCCCUUGUGUAGUUGUUCUUUUUCAUAUUCGGAUAAUAUUGCAACGUCAAUUUACAUCAUUCAGAGUGUGGGAUUCUGCACAGAGAACAUUGCAAGGACGUUUCAUUGUUGGUUUUGAAAACAAAAUAUUUUUAAAAACUCGGGGGAAAUUUAUCAUGACAGAAUGUGGACAAACUUCCUCGUAAUGACGUUAGCAGCCAUGAAUUUACUCUAUUUAUAAAUCUUUGCUAAUUUUACCCCCCUCUCUAUAAAUAUAUAUCAUAAAUGGACGUAUCCCUGUGUAUGAGUCAGGUAUACAUGUUUGAUUUUUCAUCCCCCAAACUCAUCGAGGGAGCUGGUCUGGUCCCCUUGGACCAUAGAGUAAGGACAGAGACGAACACCGGACAUAUUUUUUAAUGAUUCAGAUGUUUGUAUAGAGUGUAGUGUCCCCUCGUACCCUGUAUGUUUCUCUCUGUGCUAUACGUGUAUUUAACAGGAAAUAAUAUUGCCUUCACCAGGUUGAGUAUAGUAGGCCUGCCACUGUAACUCACAUCACAGCGCUGGCCAUCGUAUGUGGCACAGUAAUAGGAAGCUGGCAAUCAGGAAUGAGUGAGUUUAGAUCCCCCCCCCCCUCUCGGCAGGAACGCCAGUGGUUUAACUUCUGAGGCUUAGACUGAGUUCUACGCAGAGGUAACAACACGCACACACGCUGAUAGUGUCAUCACGUUGCACUGAGGAAUAAUACGUUCAGACUUGAAAAAGAAAGAUGGCCGUCCGAGCAUGACGAAUGUGGAUUUAUAAUACUCACUGUUUGGAAUACAUGUUCUCGUGGAUGUUAGGAGAGUUCGUUCGCCAGGAGAAGAAGUUUUAACAAUGGCUAAGUUUGAGAAACUUGCCGGCUUGACGUGACUCACUACCCCCUGAAAGAAGGAAAACAAGUUCCUUUUCUCAUGAACGAAAGGAAGUUGUGUAUAUGAGCUUGAUAAUGGGGGUUCGUAUACCUUCUUCAAGACGGCCGCUCGAUUAAGGAAAACUUUGCUGGAAAAGAAAAACAACGAGCAGAGUCAUUUCUAAAACCGCACCUGGAGACUUGCUUCCAAACGGAUCUUUACCCUACGGAUUUUAUAUUUGAAAGAAGAAAAAGCAAGCGAAAAUGGGGCAGACAACUUCAGCUAGUAGUGCUACUGGCCUCCCAGAUGCCAAUAAUGGUGUUGUUGGCAGAUCGGCGCUGACACGGACACAGUCUUUGCGGGGCUCUAUCCAGUACAGGGCCAGGCGUACGAGUCGGUCCCGCCAGGCCGAUCAAGACAAACACCAUAGUGUGCAUAUUAUUGAGAGUAUACCCACGGAGAUGUUCCUGAGUCGGCAGAGGCAGUACAGAGCCUGGCAACAAUAUGCACAAAUGGAUCUGCCUCCUGAGAAGGCCAGACUCCUCCGCCAGUAUGAAGACGAUAAAAAAUGGGACCUUAUCUGUGAUCAGGAGAAAGUGUCAGCGAAGGAUCCACCUGAUCAUUAUAUUGUACGUAUCAAGAGAGUCAUGGAGCCAGGAAACACAUCAAAGGUUGGUGGAAGUCAGUUCCAGAAUCUCUCAAAGCGCCAAAGAAAGAAGAUAUUCGAUACAACAACACAGAAUCUCAGAGAUUUGGAAAUAUCAUUACGAACAAAUAGUAUACAGUGGGUACGUGAGUUCUUGAACGAGGACAACAAGGGGCUGGAUGUACUGGUUGAAUACUUACAAUGGCUCAACAAAGCAAUGACGUUUGAAGAGCAGCAGGAAACCCUCCCCAAGCCAAAGUCAUCGAGUAGCGUCAGAAACACAAGGAAGAGCACCAGGGCUGGCGGGUCCCCCAACCAUCUUGCCAUUACGAGGGACGAUGUUCAUGUCUGCAUCAUGUGCUGCAGAGCAAUUAUGAAUUUUCAGUACGGUUUUAAUUUGGUGAUCAACCACAAUGAAUGUAUCAACGCUAUCGCACUCAGCCUUAAUCACAAGAGCCCAAGAACCAAAGCCCUGGUGUUAGAGCUCCUAGCAGCCGUUUGUCUGGUCAAAGGUGGACAUGAAAUAAUCCUCAGUGCCUUCGACAACUUCAAAUUGGAGUGUGGUGAGAGAUUUAGAUUUGAGAAUCUGUUUCAGUACUUCCAGAAAUAUGAGGACACCAACAUUGAUUUCAUGGUGGCUUGUAUGCAAUUUAUCAACAUCGUGGUCCACUCAGUGGAGGAAAUGAACUUCAGAUCCUACCUCCAGUUUGAGUUCACCAACCUGGGCUUAGAUAAAUACCUAGAGAAAUUGAAGAACACAGAGAGUGACAGACUUCACACGCAAAUCCAGGCGUACCUUGAUAACAUGUUUGACGUGGGUCAGUUAAUGGAAGACUCGGACACCAAGAACGUCGCCUUGGAGAGAGUUACGCAGCUAGAGGAAACCCUCUAUCAGACGACAGACAGAUUGCGAUGCGUUGAAGACUCCUCUCUUGCCAGAAUUGCAGAGCUGCAACUAGAGCUUGCUGCUGCAACCAAAAUUCUUGAUUUAGUCCAGACUCAGAAGAAAGAGGCCGACAUUACAAUCGAGACGCUAAAGAGAACAGCUGCCACCAGAGGGCCUGGAAGCGGAGGAGGUUCCGGCGGUCCAGGCGGAGGUGGCCCUGGGGGCGGUGGAGGCUUUGGCCCCGGCAGUGGUGGUGGUGGUGGUGGUGGUGGUCCAGGGGGCCCUGGCGGUCCAGGGGGUCCUGGUGGCCCAGGGGGUCCAGGGGGCCCAGGGGGCUUUGGAGGUCCAGGCGGCGGAGGUGGUAGCGGAAUGGGUGAUGGACCUGGCGGGGGCUUCCCUCCACCCCCAGAUAAUCGUAAAAAUAAGCAGGAUAUCAGUCACACAGAGCCCCCUCCUCCCCCACCCCCUCCCCCUCUAGAAACAUCAGCCCCACCUCCUCCUCCUCCCCCUCCAUUUGGUGGUGCACCCCCUCCCCCUCCCCCUCCAGGUGCCCCUCCACCCCCGGGUGGCAUUCCAGGAGCUGCACCUGAUGGCUCUGUGACCAUAAAGGGCAAGAUUCGAACCAAGUACCGUCUGCCGCUGCUCAACUGGGUGGCGUUCAAACCCAAUCAGAUCGGAGGAACGGUCUUCAGUGAGCUGGACGAUAACAAAGUCAUGAAGGACAUCAACUUCGAUAGUUUUGAGGAGCUGUUUAAGACACAGAACCAAUCCGCAGGGAACUUCACGGCCACAGACGGCGGAAUAACCAAAUCACCUGCCAAGAAGAAGCAGGCGUCCCUCCUGGAGCCCAACCGCCUCCAGAAUGUCUCCAUCAUGAGAAGGAAGAUUGAGCUAACAUCCAAGCAGAUUGCCGAAGCCAUCAAGAGGUUGGAUCUUCAGCAGCUUGCGCUAGACACCGUGGAGCAACUCCAAAGAUUCCUUCCCAACGAUCAAGAGAAGAAGUCCUUCAAACAGUACGAGAAAGAUAAGCAGCCUGUUGAGAAACUCACUGAGGAAGACAGACUCAUGAUCAAUUUGUCUAAAGUGGAGAGACUGCCGGAGCGUCUGGCCAUCAUGAGCUUCAUAGGUAAUUUUGCGGACACUGUAGAUGCAAUCAAACCGCAACUGAAUGCAAUCACGUCUGCCUCUCUCACCAUCAAGACGUCAACUCGGCUCAAAAAGAUAUUGGAGAUUGUUUUAGCGUUCGGGAACUACUUGAACAGUGCGAAACGAGGGGCAGCUUAUGGCUUCAAAUUACAAAGUUUAGACACCUUACUUGACACCAAAUCCACCGAUAGGUCCAUGACACUGCUGCAUUACAUCGUAGAGACUGUACAACACAAAUUCCCCAAUGCGUCAGAAUUCUGCUCUGAUCUCCAAUAUGUGGAAAAGGCUGCUGCAGUUUCUCUUGAGAACCUGACGAUAGACAUCAAGCAGUUGACGACAGGAAUUCAACUUUGCAAGAGGGAGUUUGCCCAGCAGCACGAAAACACCCUCCUGAGAGACUUCCUGCUCAACAACGAAGACAAGGUCAAGAAGGUCGAAGUAGACAUGAAGAAAGCACAGGAAGCCUACAAUGACGCAGUGGGAUACUACGGUGAGAACCCCAAGCAGUGUCCACCGAGUACAUUCUUCGCUCUCUUCCAUCGCUUCGUCACCGCUUACAAGAAAGCCGAAGCAGAGAAUGAAAUGCGUAAAAAACAGAAGGAAGCUGCUCUCGAGACGGCUGCAAAUAUUGCGGCAGCUCAGAAGACCCGCAAGAACAAGGAGAAGAAGGUGAAUCAGGCUGCAAUAGUAGCUGAGCUGCAGAAGAAACACAAGAACCAGGACAAGAGAAGGGAAGCUUCAGACGGAGCCAUUGAAAACAUCAUCUCUGAUUUGAAGAGUGAGCCGUACAGGAGAGCGGACGGUAUCCGUCGCAGUAUCAGACGGAAACAACAGGAGAAUCAAAGACCAACCAUCCUGUCCAAUGAAAUGGUUAUUUAAAUCAGCUCGAUCAAAAAACAACCAAUCAGGAAUAAGGACUGAAGACUGUAUAUAAAAAAAA
Asterias rubens (European starfish) is the source of this 5966-nucleotide messenger RNA. RefSeq names its product formin-like protein 3. NCBI's taxonomy places the organism in Eukaryota, Metazoa, Echinodermata, Asteroidea, Forcipulatida, Asteriidae. The coding region runs from base 2612 to 5905 and encodes 1097 amino acids. Gene Ontology annotation, molecular function: small GTPase binding; actin filament binding; microtubule binding. Gene Ontology annotation, cellular component: actin filament; cytosol. The transcript has 28 exons. Gene Ontology annotation, biological process: actin nucleation; cell migration; regulation of cell shape. The record is from RefSeq and is a predicted model, not a curated record.